This is a messenger RNA of Brassica napus (rape), 768 nucleotides long. RefSeq lists its product as uncharacterized. Lineage: Eukaryota; Viridiplantae; Streptophyta; Magnoliopsida; Brassicales; Brassicaceae. The transcript has a single exon. Bases 1 to 768 code for a protein of 255 amino acids. The record is from RefSeq and is a predicted model, not a curated record.
AUGUCUCAUCUUGUCAGGCGGCUCAAGCUAUCGAAGUUAUCCCUCCGAGUAAGCCACCUAACAGUUUCUCAGUGCUUCUCUAAUUUCAUCUUUAAAGUUGAACCUUGUGGAUCUACUUUGAGAGAUGGUGACGUUGGAUAUCUAGCUAUACACAGCUAUAUUGAUAACUUGAUCGACUGCACGCCAAAGAAGGUGCCUACGGAGUUAGCAAAGGAGAUGGGAACCAUAGGAGCAUCCCACGGCUGGGUAGCAACUUUGAAAAAUGGGGUCGUGUGUCUUCAAGAUGACCUAGACCUCCAUGCAUCGUAUACAGACCCAAAACGCAUUUCAUUGCCUCCUCUUGUAACUUUGCCUAACUGCCAAACCCGAGUGGUAACCAACGUAGCCAUGUCCUCUUCUUCUCCCGAGGAUGAAGACUGCAUCGUGGCUGUCAAGUUCUUGGGACCUCAGCUAAGCUUGUGUAGGCCUUCUCAGAGAGAUUGCACGUGGAGCAACAUCAGAAUCACAGACCCUAGCUUCUUCUCAUCCCAUGUAAUGUACUCCAAGAGAGAUGAUAUGUUCUCCAUGAUGGCUUCUGGAGGAAACUACACUGGAUCAUGGGAUCUUGGGAGACACAUGACCGAACCAAAGCUGACGAUGUUGUCGUACCCGAAACAGCGCGUGGUGAAGGACCGGUAUAUAGAGAGCAUGGGUAAGUUUGCCGACAAAGAGUUAAUGAGAAAGUGCGAGUGGCUGCAGUCCGAAUUGUUAGAAUUAGAGAAUUAUUGA